This is a messenger RNA of Babjeviella inositovora NRRL Y-12698, 1320 nucleotides long. It is a transcript of the gene LYS12, whose product is annotated as homoisocitrate dehydrogenase. The transcript has a single exon. Gene Ontology annotation, molecular function: isocitrate dehydrogenase (NAD+) activity; magnesium ion binding; NAD binding. Gene Ontology annotation, cellular component: mitochondrion. The record is from RefSeq and is a predicted model, not a curated record. Gene Ontology annotation, biological process: isocitrate metabolic process; tricarboxylic acid cycle. Bases 82 to 1203 code for a protein of 373 amino acids. NCBI's taxonomy places the organism in Eukaryota, Fungi, Ascomycota, Pichiomycetes, Serinales.
UCGCGAUUUUCUCCAUAUAUAAGUCUACAUCGCUCUUUGAACUUUAAGUUUCUUCUCCUUUUACCCAAGUACACACACACAAUGUUAUCUGCUGCCAGACAAUCCCUUAGAAGCUACUCCUCCGUUGCCCCAAAGACCCUCAAAAUCGGUUUGAUCGCCGGUGAUGGUAUCGGCAAGGAGGUGAUCCCAGCUGGUCGCCAGAUCUUGGAGGCCUUGCCAUCGGACUUUGGCUUGAAGUUCAACUUUGUUGACUUGGAAGCUGGCUUCGAGUUGUUCAAGAAGACCGGUACUGCGUUGCCAGAAGAAACCGUCCAGAUCUUGAAGAACGAGUGUGAUGGUGCCUUGUUCGGUGCUGUUUCGUCUCCAACCACCAAGGUUGAGGGCUACUCCUCCCCAAUCGUUGCCUUGCGUAAGAAGAUGGGCCUCUACGCCAACGUCAGACCUGUCAAGUCCGUUGACGGCAUCGGCAGACCAGUGGACAUGGUGAUUGUCAGAGAAAAUACCGAAGAUUUGUACGUCAAGGAAGAGAGACUCUUCCAGGCGCCAGACGGCACUAAGGUUGCCGAGGCUAUCAAGAGAAUUUCCCAAACCGCCUCCUCCAGAAUCGGGAAGAUGGCUUUCGAAAUCGCUUUGCAGAGACAAGCCGUCAGAGACUUGGGCGGUGCCUCUUUGCACACCGUACCAUCGGUCACCGUCACCCACAAGUCCAACGUGUUGUCUCUUACCGACGGCUUGUUCAGAGAAACCAUCAGAGAGUUGUACGACAACUCCCAGGCACAGUACGCCUCCGUCGACUUGAGAGAGCAGAUUGUUGACUCCAUGGUCUACCGCAUGUUUAGAGAACCAGAGAUCUUUGACGUCGUCGUGGCUCCAAACUUGUAUGGUGACAUUCUCUCUGACGGUGCCGCCGCCUUGGUUGGUUCCUUGGGUGUUGUCCCAUCCGCCAACGUCGGUAAUAACUUUGCCAUCGGUGAGCCAUGUCACGGUUCCGCCCCAGACAUUGAGGGCAGAGGUAUCUCCAACCCGAUCGCCACCAUCCGUUCCACCGCUUUGAUGUUGGAGUUCAUGGGCUACGCCGCUCCAGCUGCCAAGAUUUACGCUGCCGUUGAUGCCAACUUGUCCGCGAAUCUCAUCAAGACCCCAGACUUGGGUGGUAACUCCAAGACCCAGGACGUUAUCGCUGAUAUCAUCAGAAGACUUUAAUUCUUUCAUUCAAGCUAACUAGCUUUCAUAAACCCCACCCCUUCUUGUGUGUUGCAAAUUUCAAUUCUCCAGUCCAUGGCUUUCUCUAUCAGAUGUACAUUAUUUCGUGGUUAAACC